AUGCCAGGCAUGUCUCCUCACUCGAGCUCAUUCGCUAGCGGCGACCAUCAUAUCGCAACAGCGGGAAGCAGCUUAGCGUCCAUCCACAGGGCUGAGCCAGCGUAUCCUCAUAAUGUUGACAUAUAUAUAUGGGAAAUUUCUUACCAGUCAGCUAUUGCCAUCCAGGGAGAUGUUUCGUCGCCGCUUGUUUCCUCUGCCCCUUCUCCCUCCACCGCAGACCCUGGUACCUCGUCACAGUCUCAACAACCUCAUCAAUCACCCAUUGAAGACACCGACCAGUAUCGCUCUGUCUCACCAACAACGCCUGUAACCAUCGACUUGAGACUCGGAAGCUCGCCCCCAGAAGAAGUUCUGCCAGCUCAUAAUGAGAGUACUCGGCCGGCUUUAUGUCCGAAGUGCCGCGACUACACAAGCAAACGCUCGUUCAAUUUGAAGCGACAUCUAAAAUCCUGUGAGAAGAAGGUUGCGAGUAGUCGAUCAAAAGCUACAGAGAAUACAAGGUCGAGAGUGUCUGGCACGACGGCGUUCUAA
Molecule: messenger RNA, 531 nt
Organism: Fusarium verticillioides 7600
Lineage: Eukaryota; Fungi; Ascomycota; Sordariomycetes; Hypocreales; Nectriaceae
Exons: 2
Coding region: 1-531 (176 amino acids)
Source: RefSeq, a predicted model, not a curated record